This is a messenger RNA of Psammomys obesus (fat sand rat), 873 nucleotides long. It is a transcript of the gene Grxcr1, whose product is annotated as glutaredoxin and cysteine rich domain containing 1. Gene Ontology annotation, cellular component: stereocilium; kinocilium. The transcript has 4 exons. Gene Ontology annotation, biological process: inner ear receptor cell stereocilium organization; sensory perception of sound. NCBI's taxonomy places the organism in Eukaryota, Metazoa, Chordata, Mammalia, Rodentia, Muridae. The coding region runs from base 1 to 873 and encodes 290 amino acids. The record is from RefSeq and is a predicted model, not a curated record.
AUGCUAAGAAGAGAAACAAAGCCAGAAAGUGACAGGCCACGGAAAGUCCGGUUUCGGAUUGCCUCAUCUCACAGUGGGAGAGUUCUGAAAGAGGUCUAUGAGGAUGGACAACCACCAGGCUCCCUGGAUUCCGAAUGUGCCAGUGUCUGUGGGAUAGAUGGACUAAGUGACUCUGACAGACAGCAAAAUGGCCACAUUGGAUCAGAAGAUAGCGACCAUGAGAAAGACCAGGAUAACUUGCUGGUAUUAGCCAGGACAGCCAGUGAGAAGGCCUUUGGUACGAGAAGAGUCAACAUUUUAAGCAAAAAUGGUACAGUCAGAGGCGUCAAAUACAAAGUGAGUGCUGGCCAAGCUCUGUUUAACAAUUUGACCAAAGUGUUGCAGCAACCUUCAGCUGACCUGGAAUUUGACCGUGUGGUGAUUUAUACAACCUGCCUUCGUGUGGUGAGGACAACCUUUGAGAGAUGUGAACUGGUUAGAAAGAUCUUCCAAAACCAUCGGGUAAAAUUUGAAGAGAAGAACAUAGCUCUGAACGGUGACUAUGGGAAAGAGCUGGAUGAGCGGUGCAGGCGGGUCUCCGAAGCUCCUUCCCUCCCUGUUGUGUUCAUUGACGGCCAUUAUCUUGGGGGUGCUGAGAAAAUUUUGUCCAUGAACGAAUCAGGAGAACUGCAAGACCUCUUAACCAAAAUUGAGAGAGUGCAGCAUCCACACGAGUGUCCGUCCUGUGGAGGCUUUGGCUUCCUUCCAUGCUCUGUGUGCCACGGGAGCAAGAUGUCAGUGUUUCGAAAUUGCUUUACAGACGCUUUCAAAGCCCUGAAGUGUACAGCUUGCAAUGAGAACGGUCUUCAGCGCUGUAAGAACUGCGCCUGCUGA